CUGCUUUAAAUUGAUGUUUUUCAUGGGUUCAACAAACAAGAAGAACAAACAUAUGCCAUGUUCAGCAUGUAAGUUUCUUCGUAGACGCUGCACUCAGGAUUGCAUUUUCUUGCCUCACUUUCCUACUGCUGAACCACAAAAAUUUAUUGCUGUUCAUCGCAUUUUUGGUGCUAGCAAUAUCAGCAAAAUUUUACAACAGGAGAUACCAGUGGAUAAUAGAGAAGAUGCAGUGAUUAGCAUGGUUUAUGAAGCUACAGCAAGACUCAGAGAUCCAGUUUAUGGCUGUGUGGGCAUCAUUUCUGCCGUCCAGAAACAUGUCUUUCACUUACAAUCCGAGUUAAACGAAGCUUUAGCUGAAGCAAUGUUUCUCAGAACCCAGUUAUCCGAUGCUUUAUCCUUACCCUCUCUGAUUGAAGGUUCUCCAUUCACCCCCGAGAACCAUGAGUUUCUCCAUUUCCAGAAGCCGAGUGAGCAAAAUGCAUAUGCUAAUGCCUCGGACGCCUUGCUUCUACUUCCAGAAGCUGCAGAUCACUACUGUCUCCAAGGAACUGAAGUUCUUCCACUGCCUUACUUGGACAUAUAGUUUUCUUGUAU
This is a messenger RNA of Nicotiana tabacum (common tobacco), 594 nucleotides long. The record is from RefSeq and is a predicted model, not a curated record. NCBI's taxonomy places the organism in Eukaryota, Viridiplantae, Streptophyta, Magnoliopsida, Solanales, Solanaceae.